Onychostoma macrolepis is the source of this 3681-nucleotide messenger RNA. RefSeq lists its product as uncharacterized. The transcript has 2 exons. Bases 267 to 1646 code for a protein of 459 amino acids. Lineage: Eukaryota; Metazoa; Chordata; Actinopteri; Cypriniformes; Cyprinidae. The record is from RefSeq and is a predicted model, not a curated record.
CAAGAAGAAGAAGCAGCCGUGUUUGCCAUCUUACGUUAGUGUCAGUCCAUCGUUCAACAGCACACUUUAUUGUAAAUAAAAAAAACCAACCCGGGAGAUAUUACCUAAAAAUAUACCUCGACUGGCUCAAAAGGACGUACAUUUAGUCUGGCCUAAAAUGCGGCGAAUAUCGCAGUAAUCCAGACCGCGAUGAAGACUCGUUUCCAAACAGGCCAAAACAACUCCUGCUUCAUCAUCUGAGGUCUUCAUCACAUUCUGGUGUAAAGAUGGACUUUAUUAAAGAGGAGAGUGAAGAAAUGAGGAUUGCCGAGCCUUGCAGAGUGAAAGAUGAGCAAAUAGAGGAACCAGGAGGCCCGAUGCAAGUGAAAGAGGAGAGUGAGGAGGAGAGUGAAGAGGAAAGUGAGGAAGAAAGUGAGGAGGAAGGUGAGGAGGAGAGUGAAGAGGAGAGUGAGGACGAUAAUCAUCAGCUCGAGGAUCCUCAGCUUGUCCUCAGCAGACAGAAGAUCUUGAGCUGCUCAGAGUCUGGGAAGGGCUUGUCUCAUAAGAGAGCUCAGAAAACAGCUGGCUUUUUCUUCACCUGCCUCGAAUGCAAAAAGAGCUUCGAGUCCAAAGAGCACCUGAUGGACCACUUCAGGGUUCACUCCGGAGAAAGCUGCACGGAGACCGAAACCAACCUGAAGCAGAUAGUGGUUCCGAGAGCGAAUUGCAAACUGCCCUUCACCUGCUUUCAGUGUCAGAAGAGUUUUGCAUGUAAAGAGCACCUGAUGGAUCACUACAGGAUUCACACCGUGGACAGACCGUUCCCCUGUGAUCAGUGCGACAAGAGCUUCAUUCACAAACAGAGCCUUAAGAAUCACCUAAGAGUUCACACUGGCUUGAGGCCGUACGUUUGCCAGCAGUGCGGCAAGAGCUACAUCCACAAAGACAAUCUCACCGAUCACAUCCGGAUCCACACCGGAGAGAAGCCGUUUGGGUGUGAUCAAUGCGGAAAGAGCUUCACACACAAAGGAAGCCUCCUGCAUCACACGAAGAUCCACACGGGACUCAAGCCCUUCACCUGCCGCCAGUGCGGACGCCACUUCACGCAUAAAGGAAACCUGAAGAUCCACAUACGCAUUCACUCCGGAGAAAGACCCUUCACCUGCCCUCAGUGCGGCAAGAGCUUCAUUUAUCACGGGAACCUGGUGGGUCACAUGAAGAAGCACUCAGGAGAGAAGUUAUACCACUGCACUCAGUGCGGGAAGAGCUUCAUCGAGGCCCGGCAUCUGCAGAAGCACGUGAAAACGCACGCUACCGAGCGGCCCUUCGUUUGCUCGCAGUGCGGACGCGGCUUCUUAUGGCACCACAACUUCAAAGAGCACCAGAAGAUCCACACCGGUGAGAAGCCACAUGUCUGCUUCGACUGCGGGAAAGCCUUCACCAGACUCAUUUACCUCAAGCGGCACCAGAGGAUUCACACCGGAGAGAAGCCGUACAAGUGCGCUCGCUGCGGGAUGUGCUUCACCGUCUCCGACUCGCUCAAAGCACACGAGCGAGUGCACACCGGAGAGAAACCCUACGAGUGCCCGCUGUGUGGGAAGUGCUUCGGACGGUUGAGUACGCUGCUGACUCAUAAGAAGAAGCACUGUCCCAAGCUGACGAAGUGAAUGUCACUAUUCCUGCAGGGAUGCUUUUAGAAAUGUUAUUUAAAUAACAUUAUAUCUGCAUUAAAAUCAUAUAAGGAAGAGUUCAUUAAAAAGUGGAAAUCCAAGAUUAGGAUGAGUGUGUUUCUUCAUCAGGUUUGUAGAAAUGUGUCACUGCAUGAGUGUCUCAGCAAUGGAUGCCCUGCAGUGAAUGGGUGCCGUCAGAAUGAGAGUCCAAACAGCUGAUAAAAACAUCACAAUAAUCCACACCAUUUCAGUCCAUCAGUUAACAUCUGGAGAAGACAAAAGCUGAAACAAAUCCAGCAUUAAGUCAUUUGGACUCCCAUUCUGACGGCACCCAUUCACUGCAGAGCAUCCAUUGCAGAGACACAUUUCUACAAAUCUGAUGAAGAAACAAACUCAUCCUGAUCUGGGAUGAACUGAGAGUACGGUUUCAGCACAUUGUCAUUUUUGGAUGAAAUAUUCCUUCAACAGUUUUUAUUUACUUAAUCAUAUUUGUUGUAAGGUGAUGCAUGAAAAAAAAAGCAAGUGUUGGAAGCUUUAAUUGUGAGUUUCCAAAAAAAACGGGGACCUUUCUUCCAAACUUCUAGACUUUCUUCUGUUGAACAUUAAUUAAGAUGUUUAGCAGAAUGUCCAAGUCUAUAUGAGCUGUGAAGCUCCAAACGAGAACCACAGAAACACUGUAAAGCUAGUCCAGUGUUACGAACAGAAAUAUUAGUCAUUAUUUCUCUGCUGUGACUCUCAAAUCUCUCAACUCAUCUCUGUCCUUCAGAAUAUGGUGUGUUUGGAAUCAGGGAUGUCAGAUGUCAUUGGUUCUCGCGUGUAUCAUUAAUAAUGGCACAGCUGGUGUUUUUUAAAUAGAAUGAAUGAUUUCUAUUCCUCUAAUCUAGAGGUCUGCGCGGGACUGUCCCGCUCCCGCGAGGUUAUAUCCCGCACCCACCCGCUCCCGCGAUAUAUUAACUCUUAGUUCACCCGCUGUCCGCUUUGAAGAAUUUUCUUCCCGACCCGACCGUUCCCGCUAAAUUUAGAUCUUGUUUCCAGAAUCACACAUUUAAAUGUCCUCUACUGAAAGAAAGACAGAUAGGCUAACAAAUAAAAACGUAGUCUGCACAAAAUUGUAUUUUUUAUUUUAUUAGUCUUGUCAGGAUACAAUUCGUUUAACUUUUACAACACAAUAGGAACAAGUGUCGCAGAGGGAAAAAAAAUGUAGGUUGUACAAAAAUGGCCUAUUAUAAUUUUAUUCUCUUGUCAAAAUACUAAAUUCGUUUAACAUCUUGCUGUAAACACCGUAGCCUAGGAAAAGUGUCGCGGAAGAAAAAUAAAUAAAUUCGACAUCUGUCAUUUAAAAUUAUAGGCUAAGCAAAAUAUAAACAAAACCGAGUUGAGCGUUCUUCAAGGACAGCGCAUCCACAUUUUGCUCCAUCUUUAUUCUGCUCUGUCACUCAUCGACAACCCGCCUGUUCUGUCUGUAGGCCGUAUAUUCACUGGUAGGCUACAGCCUGCUCUGAGCAUCGUUAUGCACAUGCUGCGCACAGACCUCGCAAAUAAAACGAAGCACUGGUUCAUGCGUGCACGGUGCAGCACGUGCAUAACAGUCGAGUGCAGGCUUACCGGUGCUUGAAUAAAGCGCAGAUAUGCUGUUCUGAAAAGACGUCGGGAACGGGAUAUUGUUAGACCGCCUGCUCCCGUUCAAAUUGCACCAGAGGUACCGACCGCAACCGCGUUUUAUUCGGGAAUUUAAUCCCGCGUCGCAAGAAAUCUGGUCGGGUCCGCGGGACAGCCGCGGGAAUGCAGACCUCUACUCUAAUCGACUCUUUCAGCACGAGUGAGAAUCUGUCUACACUGAAAUAAGCUUAUUACAGGUGCACUAGUGUUCAUACUGUCUACUUGGACUGCAAAAAUCAGUCAAGCCCCGUGUGUUUAUGAUUAAUAGAGUUCAUUAAUUACAUAAUUUAGUUGUCUCAUAACCAAGACCGCAAAUGUGUAGCGUGCAAACUGUACAUGAUGAAAUUAACAAAUAAAAAAGGAGCAAAAUGUG